AUGCUCAUAUUUUCGAAGGGUCCCCCGAACCAGAAACCUGCGACAGGCGUCGUAGAGGACAAGGAUGAAGUUGUCGAAAGGAUAGAGGGGAUGAGUAAUGACCCAGUAGAAGAGGUGUACCGGAUGGACUACGACGAUCUGGACGGGUGUGGCGACUUCGAACACAAGAUGAUGACGAACGAUAUAUCGUUAGCUCCUACACUCAAAGUGAUCAGCAAUCUGAACCUAGGAACGUCCAACAAGAGGGCGAAAACCAUGCUUAUGUGGCUCAUGAAAAUAUACCACACACCUAUGACGAUGCCCUCAACCGACCUGACACUGACUCCUGGGUAUUCGGCGAGGUUUGUGGCUAAAGAGUUUAGCCCAGUCUACCAAGUAGACUGUGAAGAAACCUUCACGCCCGCUCAAACAUACUAUUUUUAUGGAACCACCCCCCGGAAGUAUCGACUACGGAAACAACAACACCAUGUGGAAGCCUCGAAAAAGCCAAUACAGGUUGAACACUGCUUGGUACCACGAAUCGUUGCGACUCGGACCAUGCCAUCUUUAUACACAGAGGCAAGAACAAGGAGCAGCUUAAAAGGACCUUCAGACCUCGGUCCGAUUGGCUCGAAAUCAAGUCAACGUUGCAGAGGACUGUCAUAUCCGUGCAUACCCGACCCCGACCUGACUUCCGGACCUCCACCUUCACCUCCGGAGUCAUACCCUACCGCUGCCAUUCCGAUACUCACCUUCGGUCCUGGCAACACACCUCCUUCUACCCCCCCAUGCCACCUCUACUCCUCCUCCCCUAUCUCCGUCCGCUCCGAUACUCACCUCGGACCGAACACCGCCCCUCUCGCCACCCUCCUACUACUUCUCCACCCUCCUACUCCGCUCCUCCUUCACAACACCUCCGCCCUCCCGUCAUCCUCCUACACUUCCCCCGUCCACUCCGAUACUCACCUUCGGACCUGA
Cantharellus anzutake is the source of this 957-nucleotide messenger RNA. RefSeq lists its product as uncharacterized. The transcript is spliced from 2 exons. The record is from RefSeq and is a predicted model, not a curated record. The coding region runs from base 1 to 957 and encodes 318 amino acids. NCBI's taxonomy places the organism in Eukaryota, Fungi, Basidiomycota, Agaricomycetes, Cantharellales, Hydnaceae.